UAGAAGGCGCGACGGCAAUCGCCAUUAUCUCAAAACUUGGAAGACGGCUAGGGUUUCUGCUAGUGAUUCUCUUCUAACAAUACUGAUCGACAGUAUAAAACCCAACAUCAAAGUUUAUGAGAUCUGGAUGAUAGAGAAAGGCACCCGAAACCAGCAAAAGCUCAAAAUUUUCUGAUUAUAAAUACAGCACUUGAGAGAGAAAAAUCAAUAAAAAAAUCUUCUUCGAAAUGAAUGCUGAUUCAGAGUCGAAGAAAGAGCAAUGCGCAACCCGCAAACUGGUUACCAGCGAUUCUUAUUACCCAGACAAAUCUUGAUUCAUAGUCAGUUGAGUUCCGCCGCUUUUAACUCUCCAUGGACUGGUAAAUCGUUUUCGUCAUCCUCAGCUGCUUUCGUAUCCAAUGAGCUGAGAAUCAAGAAGAAAAAUGCAGUUCCAAGGAUAUUUGAGUUGCUGAAACAUUACGUUGAUGCGCUUCGCUCUUUCACUUUCAAGGGUUCAUUGAACGAGGGAAAGGGUAUUCACGGGCAAGUUAUCAAAACUGGUGCUGGACCGGAUGCGUAUAUAUGGAGUUCUUUGGUAAACCUUUACUCAAAAUGUCGGGACUUUCGUUCUGCAGGUCAAGUGCUCGACGAAAUGCCCCAGCGUGAUGUUGUGUCUUGGACAGCAUUAAUUGCUGGCCUAAUUGAUGGUGGAUAUUGGGAUGAGGGCAUCCAUGAAUUCUGUAAGAUGCAUAAGGAAGGUUUGAAGAUCAGUACUCAUACCAUUGCCGCUGCAUUAAAGGGUUGUUCUGUAUCAAUGCAUUUCAGUUUUGGAGAGCAAUUGCAUACAGAAGUCAUCAAACAUGGAUUCUUCUCAGAAGUUUUUCUCGGUUCUUCUUUUGUGAACUUUUAUGCUAAAUGUGGUGAAAUUGAACUUGCCCAGAAAGUUUUCUCCGACAUGCCUGAACAUGAUUUAGUAUCGUGGACAACCUUAAUGGAUGGAUAUGCUGAUAAUGAACAAGGAGAAACGGUAUUGAAACUAUUUUCCAGAAUUGAAGAACCGGAAAUAAAAUUCAGCUGCUUUACUUUAUCAAUUGUCCUCAAAGGUUGUGCUAACUCUGAUAGAAUAACACAAGGUCAGUCCAUACACUCAUUGGCGAUUAAGAUUAAUUCUCACCUUCAUGAAUAUGUCAACUGCAGCCUUCUUAAUAUGUAUUCCAAAUGUCUAAUGCAAGCCGACGCAAUGAAGGUAUUUCAUACAAUCAAACAUCCUAAUGUUGUUGCAUGGACUGAGAUGAUUAGUUGUCAUAUUCAGCUAGGCCAAUUCGUUGAAUCUAUUGAUUUAUUUCAUGAUAUGGUUGGUAGAGAAGUGAAACCGAACCAUUUUACUUUUGUUAAUAUGGUUAAUGCAGCUACUCUUCUUGGUGAUCAUUUAUAUGGUAAGAGUAUCCAUACUUGCAUAUAUAAACAUGGUUUUACUUCAGACAGAUUUAUUAAUACCGCAGUUAUCAACAUGUACAUGAAAUUUGGAUCGGUUAUCGAGGCCCGACAGGUAUUUGACGAAAUUACCCACAAGGAUUCGAGCUCGUGGAAUGCUCUUUUAUCAGGUUUUCAUGAUAUUACAUUCAAACAGAUGCUCGAGGAAGGUUUCGAGCCCGAUAUGUACACAUUUGUUAACGUUUUAAACUCUCUAGACAUUCGAUUUGGAAAGCAAAUACAUGUCCACGUCAUAAAGAACGGUUUCGACAAAAAUAAUUUUGUAGCGACAACUCUUAUUUGCAUGUACGCAAAUGGUAGAAUAUCGGAUGAUGCACGAUCCAUCUUCGAUCGUUUGCAUGAUAAAGAUGUUUCGACAUGGACAGCCAUGAUUUCUUGCCACGCUCGAAACGAUGAAUCUGACGAUGCAAUCAGAUGCUUCUCUCGUAUGAGACUGGAUGGGGAGAGGCCUAACGAAUGCACAAUCUCAAGCUGUUUGAGCAGUUGUUUGGUUCUUGAAACUGGAAAACAGAUUCAUUCGUUGGCUAUUAAGAUCGGUUUGGCGAUUGUUACUGCUGUUGCUAAUGCGAUCAUCAAUAUGUACGUUAAUUCUAGAGCUAUAGAAUAUGCUGAGGCUGUUUUCGAUGAAUUGGUUGAAAGGGAUGUUUUGUCGUGGAACACAAUUAUUUGUGGGUAUGCUCAACAUGGGAAGGGUAAUAUUGCUCUUAGAGCAUUUCAUAAUAUGCUAGACGAAGAUUACGUUCCUGAUAAGAUUACUUUCGUAGGUGUUCUAUCGGCUUGUAGCCAUUCAGAUGAUUUGAUUGAUAAAGGGAUUGAUUAUUUUAACUCAAUGUUUGGCAUAUAUGGAAUUAUACCCGAAAUUCAUCACUAUGGUUGUUUGGUGAGUAUUCUUUGUCGGGCUGGAAAAUUUAACAAGGCUGUGAGAUUGAUAGAGGAUUUGGAAAUGAGCGAAAACUGUUUGAUGUGGGAGAAGGUUCUUUGGCGAUGUAAAUUAUAUGGGAAUUUGGAGUUUGGUGAGAAAGCUGCUUUGAAACUGUUUGAGCUUGAACCUGAAGUUUGCUUUAAUUAUAUAUUGUUGUCUGAUAUAUAUGCUGGAAAAGAAAUGUGGGAGGAAGUUGCAAAAGUUAGAGGUUUGAUGUCUAAAAGGGUGAUUGAAGAUGAACCAGCGCGAAGUUGGGUGGAAGUUGAUGGGCGGUUUCAUAUGUUCUUUGCUCAGGAUUGUUUAAAUCUAAGGAUUAGAGAGAUUUGCCGACAGCUGGGAAGAAAGCAGACUUGACUACCUAUUUUGGAGCUGAGCAAGGAAUUUUGAUCAUUAGAACGAUGAACCUUAAAAUGGUUUCAGAUUCUACAAAGCCAGAUUGCAGACAUGGAGUUUUUCCAUUAAUAUUUCCUGCUCCUAAGAUGAUGGCCGGUUUGUCAACUGUGUCUGGAAGUGGAGUCGGUUGAACAGGCGGCAGUUAAGGAGACUGACAAACUGCUCCUUCAAGGCCCUGAAGAAUGAGAAGAUAAAAAAAAGCGAAAAAAAAUGUGGAAUUGUUCCUUCAAGGCUAUCUAUGGUCAAGAAACUUGAUAUAGUGACGAUCACCAAAUUUAUUGUUGGCUGUGGAAUAUCAUGAUGAAUCUAUUGAUUUGAGAUGUAAGCUAGAGCAAUAUCAUAUUGGUUAAGCCUUAACAUGGCACAUGAGAAAUAAGAUAUAAGUUUGUUAUGGUUACUGUGUUAAAUGCUUGUUUUUUAUGGUUUAACAUGUGACCGUUUUGCUUGCUUUACUUUUAAGGUUGAUUCAAAUCACAUUAGUGCACAUCA
Molecule: messenger RNA, 3277 nt
Organism: Impatiens glandulifera
Lineage: Eukaryota; Viridiplantae; Streptophyta; Magnoliopsida; Ericales; Balsaminaceae
Product: pentatricopeptide repeat-containing protein At2g33680-like
Exons: 2
Coding region: 260-2749 (829 amino acids)
Biological process (GO): RNA modification
Molecular function (GO): RNA binding; protein binding
Source: RefSeq, a predicted model, not a curated record